GAAUUGAGUUUUGUUGACAUUCAGUGAUGUUAUGAUUGAUGUUAUGAUUGAAUGUCUGAUUUGACACUAAUUUAAUGUCCAAUUGAAUGGUUAUAUGAGUUGUUACUAAUCAAUGAACUGAUCCAAAGAGUCACAAGUGAUGGCAGACAUACAGACAGAUGAUGUCGAACCAAAAGCGGUGAAAGCAAUGGUCGACAGGGAGAAGGAAACAGUGACAACUAAUGAACGUCUUGUAGCACAAAGGGAUCAACUGUUACUUCAGGAGAGAGAAAUCGUGACAUUAAGACAAGACAUGGAGAAUAUGAGACAAACACUACAGACAAUGGAGACGGAGACCACUCAUGAAAGGCAACGAUUGCGCAAAGAACUGCUAUCUUAUGUGGAAAAGUGUCGACAAUUAGAGGAUAAUAAGCGAGAACUGGAAGAAAACGUUGCGCUAUAUAAGGAACAGAACAGAAUUCUUCAUCUUAAGUAUCAGUCAUUGGAAGCCAAAAAUCUUGAACUCGAAGAAGACCUGAAACGCGCUGACAAACAGAACGACAGCAUUGAAGUGAUCCGAAAGGAUAAUCAAAAUCUCAAGACUCAAGUGUUGAUGUUGUCUGAACUCUAUCAGGGAUUGAAAGACAGGUUCGCUGUCGUCAACAAAAACGCAUCAAUGGAUGAAAUGUUUGCCAUUGAAUCUGAGAUCAGAAAUAAAGAACUUAAAGAUUUAAAACUAAAAUUAGAGACUACUAUACAUCAGAUGGAAGUCUAUAAACUUAAGAGUACUGAGAGUGAGAGCCAAAUGUCCAAAAAGGAUACCAUAAUUGCAGAACAAAAGCAAACCAUUGAAUCUAAUAAAAUAAUUCAUAAAAAGCAAUUACAGAUUGAAAAUCAAAGAAUCGAGGCUUUAAAGAAAGUGAUCCAACAGUUGGAACAACAUAUCCUUAGUCUUUACGGCCAAUUGGGACUCAAAGAGCAUGAAGAGAGGCUCAGAGAAAAACUUGAAAUUAGUGAAGAACUAGCAUUGGAUCAAACAAUUAACUCAAUAGAUAUUAAUCAAACAAAUAAUGGCAGUAAUAAUGAUAACCAUUUGUAUACGAAUGGCAAUUAUAAACGAUAAUACAGUAUAUUAUUUAUAUUUAUACAGUUUAACUGUAAUUUAGUUUUUGUUUGAUUUUAAAUGAAUUAUUUUAAAUCU
Messenger RNA from Oppia nitens, 1180 nucleotides. RefSeq names its product hamartin-like. The record is from RefSeq and is a predicted model, not a curated record. Gene Ontology annotation, biological process: regulation of cell cycle; negative regulation of cell population proliferation; negative regulation of TOR signaling. Gene Ontology annotation, cellular component: TSC1-TSC2 complex. The transcript has 4 exons. Lineage: Eukaryota; Metazoa; Arthropoda; Arachnida; Sarcoptiformes; Oppiidae. Bases 140 to 1102 code for a protein of 320 amino acids.